Messenger RNA from Juglans regia (Persian walnut), 4410 nucleotides. RefSeq names its product pentatricopeptide repeat-containing protein At2g26790, mitochondrial-like. Lineage: Eukaryota; Viridiplantae; Streptophyta; Magnoliopsida; Fagales; Juglandaceae. Bases 467 to 2962 code for a protein of 831 amino acids. The transcript has 6 exons. The record is from RefSeq and is a predicted model, not a curated record. Gene Ontology annotation, molecular function: protein binding.
GCAAUUAAACAUUGCCUCUUGGAAGAUUUCUUGCAAGGCGCCAGCCGAGAAUAAAUUGGCAAUGGACGCUGAAAGCAGCUGGAAAUCGACACCGCCAUCGUAGCCCUGGACGGGUUGAAACUGAAUAAUACUUCGAUCGAGAGGCGGCCCCGAGCAGCAGGUUUGCGGUGCCGGAACCGGCGAGCUUGUUUUACACGCUAUUUUUUUGAACCGGGUUUGAGGGCGUAUGCUAUACCUUUGUGAACUGCGGCUUCCUAACUGGUCUGAGCGGAAGAAGAAGAUAAACGGGAAGAAAUGAAGUUAAGCGAAAUUUGGUGGGAGAGGUAGGCAAAGAAGGACUCUCAGGCUCCAAAGAAAGACGGACUGGGACCAAAUUGCAAACGAGGAACAGGAUGGGUUUUAAGAAGAGCUUCGAAACGUAAGCUAUUCGUUCUUUCUGCUCCGAUGAGUCUUUUUCUAUAUCUCCAUGUGGUUUCUUUCAUCAGUUCGAGUAUUUAAUUUACCCAGAAAAUUCAUUUAUGCUACUCGUAAUCCUAUUCGUUUCAAGUCAAUCUCUCCGGCGCUUGCCCUCUUGAACUCCACCGAGCCCUCAGAUUUAUCCACGGAUGAUGAAUAUUCUUAUGCGAUCUCUUCUUCUCCCGCUUCUACUGUCACGUGUAUGUCUGGUUAUAUCCCGAACAGCACAAAUCUGGCUGAGUUGGACUCGUCGAGGGUUGUUCAUAUUUUGAAUACUCUAAGAAAGGAUCCCAAUUCUGCAAUGUCCUUCUUUUACCAGUUAAAGGAACAAGGCUUUCUACAUGAUGUCUCCACGUAUGUAGCUCUUGUUGGGAUCUUAUGCUGUUGGAGGCUGUAUAGGGAGUUGGAUGCUGUCUUUUUGGAGCUCAUUGUUGGGUCCACGGAUAAGGGGAACUUGCGAUUUGAAAUUCCCCAUUUGUUUGAAACACUUGCAUUGGAGGGGCUCCAGGCCAAUGAGACAUUGGUUAGAGCAUACAAUGUGCUGGUUAAAUCGUAUGUCAGUAUUGGUAUGUUCGAUGAGGCAAUUGAUAUUUUGUUCAAAACAAAGAGGCGUGGGGUUGUUCCCCAUAUCUUCACCUGUAAUUUUCUCAUGAAUCGGUUAGUUCAUCAUGAGAAAAUGGACAUGGCUAUAGCCAUUUACAAGCAGCUUAAGAGGUUAGGUCUGAGUCCUAAUGAUUACACCUAUGCAAUCAUGAUUAAAGCACUAUGCAAGAAGGGUGAUUUAGAAGAAGCUGUCCAUGCCUUUCAGGAGAUGGAGGAAGCUGGGGUGAUCCCCAAUGCUUUUGCAUAUACAGCAUAUAUUGAAGGGCUUUGCACCCACCGGAGGUCAGACUUGGGAUAUCAAGUACUCCAAGCUUGGAAAGAGGCAAAUGCCCCUAUUGAUGCAUAUGCUUAUAGUGCUGUCAUUCGUGGGUUCUGUGGCGAGAUGAGAUUGGAUGAAGCAGAGAAUGUCUUUCUUGACAUGGAAAAACAAGGGGUGGUCCCUGAUACACAAUGCUAUCAUGCAUUGAUCCAUGGAUACUGCAAGGGUUGGAAUCCGCUAAAAGCUUUGGCUCUCCACUAUGAUAUGGUAUCAAAGGGUCUAAAAAGUAACUGCGUAAUUGUUAGCUUGAUUCUUCAAUGCUUGUGUGACAUGGAUAUGCUUCUUGAAACAGUGGAUCUAUUCAAUGAAUUCAAGGGGUCUGGGAUUUUUCUUGAUGAGGUUUCAUACAAUAUUGGGGUGGAUGCCUUGUGCAAACAGGGGAAAGUGGAUGAAGCCAUAGAUCUGCUUGAAGACAUGAAAAGUCAGCAUAUGGUAUUAGAUAUUAUGCACUAUACAACCUUGAUUAAAGGCUACUGCUUCCAAGGAAAAUUUCUUGAUGCUAUGAAUCUAUUUGAAGAAAUGAAGGAAAAGGGUUUCAAGCCUGACAUUGUUGUUUAUAAUGUACUUGCUGAUGGGUUUUCAAGAAAUGGCCUUGCAUCUGAGGCACUUGAAUUUUUGGUUUAUAUGGAGUCACAGGGUUUAAAGCCAAACUCGAUUACACACAACAUCAUUAUUGAAGGUUUAUGUAUAGGAGGAAAGGUGAAGGAAGCUGAGGAAUUUCUGAGCAGCUUAAAGGAUAAGAGUGUGGAUAACUAUUCUGCUAUUGUUAGUGGGUACUGUGAAGCCAACUGUACAAGCAAGGCCUAUAAACUUUUUGUUAAGCUAACAAAGCAAGGAGUUCUGAUUAGAAAAGGCUCUUGCUUUAAACUACUCAGUAACCUUUGUUCUGAAGGUGAUAAUGAUGAAGCUCUUGCAUUGCUUGAGACAAUGUUGUCGUUGAAUGUAGAACCUAGCAAAGUAAUGUACAGUAAAGUCAUAGCCGCACUUUGUCGGGCUGGAGAUAUGAAAAGGGCCCGGCGGUUUUUCAAUAUUCUAGUCGACAGGGGGUUAACUCCUGAUGUCAUUUCCUACACAAUGAUGAUACAUGGGUACUGCAAACUGAACUACCUACAGGAAGCCUGUGAUCUCUUCCAGGAUAUGAAGGCAAGGGGGAUUAGACCUGAUGUUAUCACAUACACAGUUUUGCUUGAUGCUCAUUCCAAAAUAAGAAGGGUUUGUUCUCGUCUAGACAUGAGGGAAAAUAAGGAAAUGAAAAUUGAUGCUUCAACCAUUUGGACAGAAAUGGAGGAUAAGGGUAUAAGACCCGAUGUCAUUUGUUACACUGUUUUAAUUGACGGGCACUGCAAGACAGACAGCCUUCAGGAUGCUGUUGCCCUCUUUGAUGAAAUGAUCGAUAGAGGAUUAGAACCUGAUACAGUGACUUACACAGCUCUUUUGUCUGGCUCUUGUAAUAUGGGAGAUGUGGAUAGGGCUGUGACCCUUUUUAAUGAGAUGUCUUCUAAGGGAAUACUGCCUGAUACCCAAACCAUCUCGGUUCUUCACCGUGGUAUUAUAAAAGCCAAGAAAGUGCAAUUUUGCAAAUAAGCAUUCUGUUGGCAAUAAGUGUUUGGAUGAACCCAAAAUCAAUGAGGCAGAGAAGAAGGGAAGCUGUUUAGUAGGCCACUUGGAAUUCAAGUCAUUGCAGCUUUCAGGUUUGAACUGGAUAUGUUCUGUGAACAAAACAACCAAGCAUGUAGAAGAACGGUUGGAAAAUAUCAACAAGAAUACUAUCAAGCUGACUUUCCAAUUUGUAUUGAUUCGCAGGCAGCCUGAUUUAUGGCUUAAAGACUCACUGCCAUUGAAAGUUUUUAUGGUGACCAUGGGCUUGAUUUGGUGGAUUUGUCUAGGAAGAAUGUGCUCUUGCUUUGCCAGUUUUAAAGUAGAAACAAGAAGAGUAAGCGAGGUGUCAUUCUGAUUUUAGUGUAGUGGGCUGAGAUUUAUUCUACUAACUCUCACAGAUUACUUGGAAAGAUAUUCAGCAUGAAAGGCUCAUGAUUUAUUACGAGUACACUAAUGGUAAUACCUACUACCGAGGCGCAUAUGCAAGUAGAAACACUUGCCCUGCCUGCACAGAUGAAAAGAAGUUACAAGUGCAGAGACAACAACAGGCGUCUUGAUUCUUGCUAUUGCUUUCCGAAAUAGACAGUCACCAAUUCGGACAAUUUUCAUAUUUGGAAUAUGAGCACCCCGAUCCAGAUAUCCAUGGUGAUCAAUAUCAACUCAAAAAGUGAAGUUGUCCAGAUGAACAGUUACAGCCAGAGAUGAAAAUAUCAAUUAGGCAGGAUGUUGCAAUGGGGCACCAUAAUUUCAAGAUAUCGAGUUCCAUAUCCUGCUACAAAUAUUCAGGAUGUAGAGCCCAGACCAUAUCAAAUGAUGAAAAGGAACCCGUAGGGGCCGGCUUAAGUGGUAAAGGCCUUGGUUUUGGGGGUAUGCUCCCCUAGAUCUAAGAUUCAAAUCUCCUUAGGUGCAAACAAUCUCUAUGGGCUAUUGGACUGAGAGAUUUUUUUCUUGAAUUACUCGAGAUGCAUUUGUGGGAAACUUCUUGCCGAGGACUUGUGCAUUCCUGGGAUUAGUCGGGACACUAUUCCUGAACACCUGGUACCAAUCAAAAACAAAAUGAUGGAAAGGAAGUUGCAGCUAAGCUAUGGCCGAUUCAUUUAGAGCAAUUUUUUGAUUUCUUCUGGGCGGAAUGACAGGAAUUUGCUAUCUCAGUUCAAUAACCAAUACGCUUGAUCUUCGUAUUCUGUUUCUCUCUAAAUUCCAGGCCAUUCUAGCUGAUCCUGGCUUGGAAUGUGUUCGCUAGCAUUACCAUAUACGUUUUGAAUCAGGAUGGUAAUCCCGUAAUUUUGAUGCAGUUCACUUCUUUGUAAAUGUUCUUUAAUUCUUAUGACAAGUUCGUAAUUCCGAACAUUUCUAACUCUUAAAUAUAUAUUGUUGUAUCUCCUUGGUUUCUUCUCAAACCAUAAGAUACUACUACUUUUUCCUUUCUGUCA